This is a messenger RNA of Ruditapes philippinarum (Manila clam), 370 nucleotides long. RefSeq names its product H(+)/Cl(-) exchange transporter 3-like. Gene Ontology annotation, biological process: transmembrane transport; chloride transport. The record is from RefSeq and is a predicted model, not a curated record. The transcript is spliced from 4 exons. Gene Ontology annotation, molecular function: voltage-gated chloride channel activity. NCBI's taxonomy places the organism in Eukaryota, Metazoa, Mollusca, Bivalvia, Venerida, Veneridae. Gene Ontology annotation, cellular component: Golgi apparatus; early endosome; synaptic vesicle. The coding region runs from base 29 to 355 and encodes 108 amino acids.
UAACAGAGAUAGUCCAUUGUUCAAAAAUAUGUGUCAGUCGGAUUGUGCAAUAACUCCAGGACUAUAUGCCAUGGUUGGUGCAGCAGCAGCUUUAGGUGGUGUCACAAGAAUGACAGUCUCAUUGGUGGUGAUAAUGUUUGAGCUGACGGGAGGACUUCAGUAUAUUGUACCCCUAAUGCUCGCCACCAUGGCAAGCAAGUGGGUUGGGGAUGCUUUAGGUAAACAAGGAAUCUAUGACGCACAUAUUCGAUUAAAUGGUUAUCCAUAUCUGGACAAUAAAGAGGAGUUUACUCAUACCACAAUAGCAGCAGACGUCAUGCGUCCAAGAUGUUGGCGCUAUGGUCUCGAAGUGUAAGUUAGUUGUGAAUGU